UGGUUUUUUUUUUUGUUUUAAUGAGAAAUUAACUUAUUAAGAACGUGAUUUACGUAAAACCAGAGGAUCAAAGAUUGUAAUUGUGAUAACCAAAUUUCUCAAUAGCAAAAAAUGGGAAAGAAAUAAGAAACAGAGACAAAGGAAGAAGGAAAAAAGCAAAAUGGCGUAUCGGAGAAGACAAGGGAUCACGAGAGCUUCUACAUUCAAGGAAGACAUCUACAAUCAACCCCCUGAUCACGAUCACGGUGAUCUCAAAGGUCACUCCAAUGGCGGAUCCUUCAGAUCCUCUCAAUCUUUCUCUUCUCAUUCCUCCCUUGCCGCUCAAGCAAUCCGCGCUUCCUCUGCUUACAACGGCGAUUCCAAUUCUCAGGGGCGAGGAUUCACGGCUUACGAGGAUGCGUCGAAGAACGAGAGCCGCGGUUUCUGGGGAAUCUUAGCUCAGAAAGCGAAAUCAAUCCUCGAGGACGAAGAAGAAGAGCAGCAGCAGCAGCAACAAAACGUCGUCGUUUCCGAAUCGUCGAAUAAUAAUAAUAACCCAACGAUACGCAAAAGCAUAGACAAGAUCACGACGUCGCUGAAUCAGAUCGGAGACAGUUUCGAGAAAGCAUUCGAAGAAGGCCGUACGAUCGUAGCUUCUCAGAUCAGACGGAAAGGAUCCGAUCUAAUCGAUCCAGAGAAUAACAACAACAAUAACUACAAUUACAAUCAAUCCUCUGGAUCAAACAGUCCAUGGCAGCCAUUAACGCAACCAAACCCACACGAAUCCCAACUCAAGGCUUCUCGCGACGUAGCCAUGGCUACAGCAGCGAAGGCAAAGCUCCUCCUCCGCGAACUGAAAACGGUUAAAGCCGAUUUAGCCUUCGCCAAAGAGCGGUGCGCGCAAUUGGAAGAAGAAAACAAACGGUUAAGAGAUAACCGGGAAAAGGGAAACAACAACCCAGCAGACGAUGACCUAAUCAGGCUUCAGCUAGAGACGUUGCUUGCGGAGAAAGCUAGAUUAGCUCACGAAAACUCGAUUUACGCCAGAGAAAACAGGUUCUUGAGAGAAAUCGUCGAGUAUCAUCAGCUAACGAUGCAAGACGUUGUUUACAUCGACGAAGGCAUCGAAGAAGUCGCUGAGGUGAAUCCUUCGAUCACUAGAACGCUCUCGGUGGCUUCGUAUGCGGCUUCUGAGUUGCCGUCGGUGUCGCCUUCUCCGUCGUCCCCUGCUUCGCCUUCUCGGCUUUCGGUUUCUACGGAUAUGUAUCCGGUUUUGGUUCAGCAGAGUUCGGUGAGUGAUGUUGUUACUCCCGAGAGUCCUAAACCGGUUCGACCACCUUCUUUGGGAUACACAGAUGAUGGUAAGAGACCGUCGUCGCAGCUCUCUGUUUAGAAUCCAAGAGUUAUAUAUAACUUACUACCAAUUUGAUUUGUCUCUCUGUUUCGCAUUUUUUUUUUUUUUUUUUUGGUUCUUGUUGUUAGUAGAAUUGUGUUUCUUUAAUAACUUGAUUUAACUUUGGCGUGAUCUCUUGUAAACUUAUUGAUUUCAUUAAACAAUUUUGCCCUCUACAUUUAAUGGAGAGAAUUUACAAAUUUUUCUUUUGUUUGGAAACACAACUGAAUAAAAUGUUUGUUUAGUGUGUGUGUUUGGCA
This is a messenger RNA of Thlaspi arvense, 1632 nucleotides long. The record is from the annotation of a GenBank genome assembly. NCBI's taxonomy places the organism in Eukaryota, Viridiplantae, Streptophyta, Magnoliopsida, Brassicales, Brassicaceae.